AUGCUCUUUUUUCUAAUUCUUUAUAUGAACGUUGUUCACCUCGCCCCCUUCUCUGCUUCCCAUGGCGACGGUGGAGUCCCGCUAGCCAGCUCGCCCUUUGCGCCCGUCGGCAAGUUCAAGACGCACGAAACCCUUGAUCUUAGCUACUCCGUGGAGCCGAGCUCCAAAUGGCAAGAGAUGACCCGAUACAAUAGCUUUGUCCUAAAUGGUGCCAAGUACUUUAGCGAAGGGUUCAUUUACGUCGCCAACGACGCGAGUAUCGAGCGACAGCAGGAACCGGCGGGCAAGACUUCGCCGAGGAGAAGGACCGAGGAUGAGUGGGUUGCCCGAAUCUUAGAGAUCCGAGCUAGCGAUGAGCAUCACGUCUACGCCCGUGUCUACUGGAUGUACUGGCCAGACGAGCUUCCCGCUGGCACGACGGACGGGCGCAAAUAUGUCCAGGGCAGGUUGCCGUAUCACGGUGCCCAUGAGUUGAUCGCGUCGAAUCACAUGGACAUCAUCAACGUGGUCAGCGUUACGGCGAUGGCGCACGUUAACCACUGGGUUGAGGAGAACGAUGAUGAGAUCCAGAAUGCCCUGUAUUGGCGGCAGGCUUUUGACUUUAGGAAUUUGGAGCUUUCGAGUGUUGAACCUGUUUGCAAAUGCGGCCAACCCGAGCACCCCGACAAGACCUUAGUGGGCUGCUCGAACGAGGUGUGUGGAAAGUGGCUCCAUGACGACUGCCUCAUCCACGACGCGUUGAUGCGUGCAUAUGAGCGACUCGGCAAAGAUCAACCCUACAUCCCUGUAGGCGAAGGCGCGAAGAAGGUGGAAGACGACAGUGACGGCACCAAGAACCCGCCCCUUAGCCCUACGGAGACGGGCAUCAACGAGACGCAACAAACGAUCGAUGUCAAAGCCGACGUGCAAGAAAAGCCCGACGUAACGGCACUCCCCGACGAAAAGAUUGAAUCGACCCCAGAAGUAGCGGCAGGCGAGGUGGCGGCGAAGGGGGAUACUCCCGGGAAGAAGAAGAGGGUCAAGGCGACCAACGGCUUCAGCGCGCGCGAGAAGGCCAUCAAGCCCUAUCUCGGAUUAUUCAGUGGAUCGCUAAAGAUGGAUUCGAGCCCGCCCGAGGUGGAGAUUGUCGACCUGCGCGAUAAUGUCAAGGGCGGUCUAACCACCUGGACGGAGCCCUCAAAUGCCUCAUCUGCGAUACCCCGAUCAACUAGAAUUGCGAGGCCGAGCCCUCCGACGGACAGCCAGGCGCUGUCAGCUCCUCGUAAUCUUCUUAGGACAUCGCCUUACCAUACCGCCUUCAAGCCUUCCGAGACGGUCAUUCCAUCAUUCCAUCACUUCGCGACCGUUUCGCUCACCCUUCGCUUAGAACGCCCUCUGAUCUCGCCUAACAAAAUGGCUUCUCAAGACCCUUUCGACUCGGCGCUCGACCUCCUCCGACGUCUCGACCCGAAGCACACGACAACCCAUCUCAACAACAUCAUCUCCCUCGCUCCAGACCUGACCGAAGACCUCCUCUCCUCCGUCGACCAGCCCCUCACCAUCAAGCGCUGCCGCCAGACCGGACGCGACUACCUGCUCUGCGACUACAACCGCGACGGCGACUCCAGCGAGGGCGCCGGAGAGGGUGCCGUCCCGAGCGAAAGGGUCCGCGCCAUGGAGAUCAAGGCGAAUGACGCCUUUGACGUCUAUAGGGAGCUUUAUUACGAGGGUGGUGUGAGCAGUGUCUACUUUUGGAACUUGGACGAUGGCUUCGCGGGAGUGGUGCUCCUAAAGAAAGCUUCCCUCUGGCGGCGGUACCUCCAAGGAGUCUGGGACUCCAUUCACGUCUUCGAGGCUAUCGAACGUGGUCGAACGACUCACUACAAGCUCACAUCUACCGUCAUCCUGCAUCUUUCUACCGCAUCUGGUGGCGCCUCUUCCGACAUGGAUCUCAGUGGCAACAUGACCCGCCAGGUCGAGCAGGAACUUCCCGUUGAAUCUGAUGACUCGCACAUUGCCAACGUCGGACGACUUGUCGAGGAUAUGGAACUCAAGAUGCGCAAUCUACUCCAGGAAGUCUACUUUGGCAAGGCCAAGGACGUCGUCGCGGACCUGAGGAGCUUGGGUAGUCUGAGUGAGGGAGCGAAGGAUCGGGAAGCGCAAAAGGAGAUUAUCGGGAGCAUGAGGAGGUAA
Molecule: messenger RNA, 2172 nt
Organism: Parascedosporium putredinis
Lineage: Eukaryota; Fungi; Ascomycota; Sordariomycetes; Microascales; Microascaceae
Source: the annotation of a GenBank genome assembly